Telopea speciosissima is the source of this 1034-nucleotide messenger RNA. RefSeq names its product PRA1 family protein B3-like. NCBI's taxonomy places the organism in Eukaryota, Viridiplantae, Streptophyta, Magnoliopsida, Proteales, Proteaceae. The record is from RefSeq and is a predicted model, not a curated record. The transcript has a single exon. Gene Ontology annotation, biological process: vesicle-mediated transport. The coding region runs from base 142 to 798 and encodes 218 amino acids. Gene Ontology annotation, cellular component: Golgi apparatus; endoplasmic reticulum.
CUUUUCUCCGCUGAAUUGAACUCCGAAAUCUCCUCCUAAUCGCCUGCUAAGUUGAGCAAAAGCUACUUAACUUCACCAACCAAAAUCCAAAUUAUUCAUAUAUUUCGAUUUGAUUCGAAUCGAUUCAAUCCAUCGAACAGAAUGUCGUCUCCUCCCACUCUCCCGAUAUCGAGCCCUCAAGCGAACAUCUCUUUGGGCGGUCAAUCUCAACCUCCCAUUGCAACUCCGGCUUUCCGUGCCUUCAUCAGCCGCUUCUAUGAAUCCGUCCGACAAGGCUUCUCCCAACGACGCCCGUGGUUGGAACUUCUGGAUCGCACCUCCUUCGCCCGUCCCGACUCCCUCACCGAGUCUGCAUCUCGCAUUCGCAAGAACUUCUCCUACUUUAGGGUUAAUUACUUAACCCUCUUGGCCUCUGUUCUUGCCCUCUCUUUGCUCUCUCACCCCUUCUCACUCUUCGUCCUCCUUUGCCUUCUUGGUUCCUGGUUCUUCCUCUACCUCUUCCGCCCCUCUGAUUCCCCUCUAGUGCUUUUCGGCCGAACCUUCACAGAUCGGGAGACUCUUGGUGUGCUUGUCGUAGUUACUGUCGUUGUCGUCUUCCUCACUAGCGUUGGGUCGGUGCUUAUCUCCGCACUCAUGGUCGGAUUGGGGAUUGUUUGUACCCACGGUGCCUUUAGGGUUCCUGAAGAUCUGUUCCUCGAUGAACAAGAACCUGCUAAUGUCGGAUUCCUCUCGUUCCUUGGUGGAGCCGCCUCUUCCGCCGCCGCUGCCGCCGCACCUGCCGUCGCCGCACGUGUCUAAGGAUCUCAUCUGAUCUGAUGGUGACGACGACGAGGUUGGUUGGACCAAGCCUGAUUGUUCUUUGUUAAAUUAUUUUUGCUAGAAAAGAAGAUACAUUGGAUCGGUAUUCUUGGGUUAGUCUUUUUUAGUCCCCGUCUUUUCUCUUGUCUCUAUAUAUAGACUGGAUCUAGUACCAACAAUUGUAGAUCUGUUCUCAGUUCUUUUGUACUUCAGAUAGAAAUCUAUGUAAUUUCUGA